Molecule: messenger RNA, 1524 nt
Organism: Coniophora puteana RWD-64-598 SS2
Lineage: Eukaryota; Fungi; Basidiomycota; Agaricomycetes; Boletales; Coniophoraceae
Product: MFS general substrate transporter
Exons: 10
Coding region: 1-1524 (507 amino acids)
Biological process (GO): transmembrane transport
Molecular function (GO): transmembrane transporter activity
Source: RefSeq, a predicted model, not a curated record
AUGGCGGAUACUCGAGCCAUGACCUCAGACAUAGUCUCCGUUCGUUCGGCAACGUCCACCAUCAAAGAGGCAAGCGGACCUCUUGCCAUCGAGGCCGGCUUCAAAACCGAGAAGGCGAGCGAUCCAUAUCUGGUUCUCUUCGACGAAAACGAUCCUCUUGAUCCGAAGAACCUCUCAGUAGCCAGAAAAUGGUACUUGACGGCCAUUGCCGCGCUACUCGUUCUCAAUUGCACGUUCGCAAGUGCAACUCCCUCAAAUAUCAUUCCUCUGCUUCGGGAGGAGUUUGGCUUCAGCGAGGAGGUUGGCAUAUUAACGAUAUCAUUAUUCGUAUGUGGCUAUAUUGUUGGCCCUCUUCUCUGGGGCCCUCUAUCCGAAACCUACGGUCGACGGCCUGUUUUCGUUGGUUCUUUCUUCGUCUACAUGUGCUUCCAAAUAGGUUGUGCACUCGCAAAGAACACUGCGUCGAUAUUAGUCUUCCGUCUUUUGGGCGGCAUAUUCGCCGCUGCUCCUCUCGCAAACUCUGGUGCCGUACUAUCGGACAUAUGGGAUGCCAAGACCCGAGGAAACGCCAUGACUCUCUUCACCGUCGCUCCCUUCGCAGGACCCGGAGUUGGUCCCCUCGUAGCCGGGUACAUCGCAGUCGCCGGCAUUUCGUGGCGAUGGCUGUUCUGGAUCAUGGCGAUUUUCGCCGGAAUUUGCUGGUUGCUUAUCGUCUUCACCGUGCCUGAGACGUAUGCCCCUGUCAUCUUGACAAAGAAGGCAAAGUCUCUGCGUAAAUCCACUGGGGACAGCCAGUACUAUUCAGCUAUGGAGGCUCGUGUGCUGACAUUCGCGGAACGGUUUGAACACAUCCUCGCACGCCCUUUCGUGAUUCUUUUCCAAGAACCGAUGUUGAUUGCUAUUACCGCUUAUAUCAGUUUCGUGUAUGGCUGCAUGUACCUCCUCUUCGAAGCGUACCCAAUCGUCUUUACCGAGGGCCACCACUUGAACCUUGGCCAGUCGGGGCUGAUGUUCUUACCCCUGCCUAUUGGCGGUAUUAUCUCCGUGAUUUUAUACAUCAUAUUCAUCAACCCCCGUUAUGCCAAAAAGGUCGAAGAAUAUGCCCCAGCGCCAGUGCCACCUGAAGCGCGCUUGGAAAUUGCUCUGCUUGCGGCGCCGUUCUUUGCGAUCUCAUUCUUCUGGUUUGCAUGGACAUCCUACCCCAGUAUUUCGCUUUGGGCUCCAAUGAUGUCUGGCGUACUGCUCGGCAUCUCCAUUUGUUGGAUUUUCCUUUCUCUAUUGAACUACAUCAUCGACGCGUACUUGAUCGCCGCGGCCUCCGCGCUCUCCGCAAACACCAUCGUCCGUAGCUGCUUCGGGGCUGGCUUCCCGUUGUUCGCCACUCAAAUGUACGAAAAACUUGGUUCGCAGUGGGCAUCGACGCUGCUCGGCUGCCUUGCCACGGUCAUGAUCCCGAUCCCCUUCAUCCUCGUGAAAUAUGGACCCAAGCUGCGCGCCAAGUCCAAGUUUGCGCCUUCCGCGUAA